GUUACUUCAAGGGACAAAGAAAAACUUUUACUAGUCUGACACUAUAAUAAUUUUCCCUUGGAUUCCUCUGUUGAACCUAUACCUAGAUGACAUUUACCUUAGCCCUUAAGCCAAAAAAGAAAGAAAAGAUCCAUUGCCUCAUCCUCUGUAAUCUCAUGGAUUCACUGGUUUCAAUCCUCUGCAUCUUCUUCUUCUUCAAUAUAAUUCUUACCCCAGUUCAUGCUCAAGUGAUCUUUGAGGAUGGUUACUCAGUUAAGACACUGAUUGAUGGCCACAAGAUCAAAAUUAACCCUCACUCCAUAAUUUCUGUAAUGGGUGCUGGCAAUUUCAUCAUUCUUGAUUCUGCUGCCAGUACUUUUUACACCUUAUCUUUCAACAAAAACUCUGAAUUUUCUAUUUCGAAGUUAACUGGUAGUGAGACUGCUGGCUAUGUGGAUGGUUCUCUGGAUAAGGCUAAGUUCAACAAACCCAAAAGCUUUGCUGUUGAUUCAAAAGGGAAUAUUUAUGUUGCUGAUAUUUGGAACAAGCAUGCAAUUAGAAAGAUUAGCAAGUCAGGUGUUACUACAAUAGCAGGGGGUUAUUCACUAAAGCCAGGCCGUGCUGAUGGACCUGGAUUAAAUGCGUCAUUCUCAGCUGAUUUUGAACUUUCUUUUGUUCCUGAGAGAUGCACUUUAAUGAUCUCUGACCGUGGCACUAUGUUAGUGCGGCAAAUACAGCUUAAGGCCGAGGAUUGUUCAAGAGAUUCUCAUUCUGCUCUAAGAGCAGUUUCUACAUGGUUCUUAACCGUGGGGCUUCCCUGCUUGGUCUGCUUGAUUCUCGGGUUGGUCAUCCGUCCUUAUGUUAUCCCUAAUACAGGAACAUGGCAGUCGUCUUCGGCGCAACAUGACAUGGAAGCACUUCCUAAUCAGUCUGGAGAGACAAGUUCUGAUGUUCUGCUUCGGCAUCAGAAGCGUAGUUGUUGACUCAAAGAUCUAUUCACUUUUAAGGAAGCUCGUGUUACUUACUUUCUCCCAUCUGUGCCUAAUGUUUAGUCCUAAAGUAGUAGUAUGCCAGACUUCUCGUAAACAACUGGCUCCUCUCUUAAGUUUUGACGACUCUGAAAGCAAAGAAUCAGCAAAAUCACCGGUGGCAGCUAACAUUUUGGAGGAUUUGAUAACUUUUGAUGGAAGUUUGGUUAACUCCGAGCUGACUACUAAUCAAGAUGAUGCAGUGAGCAAAAGUACCGAUGUUUCUGUUGUAGAUAGCAUGAUACUAGCUAAUCUAAAAGGGUUUGCAGAACAGGGGAUUGCUUCUUCAGGGCGUGAAGUUUCAUCGAGCAUUUCGAGCUUAGUUAACCGAAAAAAGAACGUAACUUAGUGAAGUCUAGCAGUAGUAUGUAUUACUAUUAACUUUUGCAACUGUUCUGAAAGUUCAUCGGUCUAUCUGCUACCACUUUCAUGUACAUAGUGGACAAGCAAAUGACUCAAGGCCCUUUUGAGUUAAUAUUUCUAGUCUGUGUUUUCUUGUUUCAAUGAAGUGAUGUCUUGUAUGAAAAAACUAUUUGUUUUUGUUUCCAUC
This is a messenger RNA of Nicotiana tabacum (common tobacco), 1557 nucleotides long. RefSeq lists its product as uncharacterized. Gene Ontology annotation, molecular function: protein binding. The record is from RefSeq and is a predicted model, not a curated record. Lineage: Eukaryota; Viridiplantae; Streptophyta; Magnoliopsida; Solanales; Solanaceae.